UUUAAAAAUGGUCUUUCUGUUAAAUUGCAGAAUGCUAAAGCCCUGAAGGCCAAGAAGGAAGAGGGAAACAAGGCUUUCAAAGAAGGAAAUUACGCUGAAGCUUUUGACCUGUAUUCUGAGGCACUCACCAUUGACCCAAACAACAUCAAAACUAAUGCCAAGCUCUACUGCAACCGUGCCACUGUUGGAUCAAAGCUAAGUAAACUGGAACAAGCCAUAGAUGAUUGCACCAAGGCCAUCAAGCUGGAUGAAAGCUACAUCAAGGCCUACUUGAGGAGAGCUCAGUGUUAUAUGGACUCUGAGCUGUAUGAGGAGGCAGUGAGGGACUAUGAGAAGGUUUAUCAAACAGAGAAGACAAAAGAUCAUAAGCAUCUGUUAAAAAAUGCCCAGUUGGAACUGAAAAAGAGUAAAAGGAAAGAUUACUACAAGGUGUUGGGUGUUGACAAAAAUGCCACUGAGGAUGAGAUCAAGAAAGCUUACCGAAAGCGUGCACUUAUGCACCAUCCAGACCGUCACAGUAGUGCAAGUGCCGAGCUUCAGAAGGAAGAGGAAAAGAAGUUUAAGGAGGUCGGCGAAGCCUUUACUGUGCUCUCUGACCCAAAGAAGAAAUCCCGCUACGACAGUGGUCAUGAUCUAGAGGAUGAUGGCGGCAUGGGAGAUGUGGAUGCUAACAACAUAUUCAAGGCGUUCUUCGGCGGACCUGGAGCUUCUGGACCUGGGAAUUUCUUUUUCCAGUUUGGCUAAGGAGGAACGAAGUCAUACGCUAUUAUCCUCAUCCUGAUAUUGAGUUUAUAUGGACUGCCUCACAGCCACAGCCCUAAAUCCUCUGCCAAGCCAGUCAUCUCAGAACAUCAACCAGGAGUCUUUAAAUUUCAUACAAACCAUGCAUAUGCGUCUGUGUGAAGUCUCUACUUGGAGGCAAUCACAGAAAAUCACGGAUUUCUGUAACCCAUACUCAUUCCAUAUCAGUGCUGUGAGAACUAGAUAGUGUGGCAUAUGUUAUCUAUUUAUGAAGUUUGUUUUUGUUUUAUUUUUUGGUAACGAUAUGCAUCCCUAAUGAAUGUUCAUGAAAAAUACUGUCAUUGAGUUGUUGGCCUUUUUUGUUGGUAAUUUUUAUUGUGUGAGGGUAAGUGUCAUUUCUUGCAUCUUCUCACACCUUUUUAAAACUUAUGGUUUCAGCUGUUUUGGCACAGCUUUAUGGUAUAAAAGGAGGAUUUGUGAUAUGAAGAAAAGAAGCACAGCACUAGAAGAGGAUUUAAGUGUUAUGCAUUAUGAGCCCUUGUUAUUUGUCUCUGUGUGCUUUCCUGACCACCUCUGAGUGGGUGUUCUGUAAGCAUGCCCUGAAACCUGUCAUGUAAAAGGCGUGCCACACAGCUUAGUUAAGAGAUUAAAUAAAAUAGGUAAAACAGGUGGUUGAAAACAA
This is a messenger RNA of Clupea harengus (Atlantic herring), 1423 nucleotides long. It is a transcript of the gene dnajc7, whose product is annotated as DnaJ (Hsp40) homolog, subfamily C, member 7. The annotation marks the transcript as partial. Gene Ontology annotation, molecular function: protein binding. The transcript is spliced from 7 exons. NCBI's taxonomy places the organism in Eukaryota, Metazoa, Chordata, Actinopteri, Clupeiformes, Clupeidae. The record is from RefSeq and is a predicted model, not a curated record.